UUAGUUAAAUAUUAAGUGGAAAAUGUUGAAGAAAUAUUGUUCACACUAUACAUUAUGCAAUUGUUAAUAACAUAAUAAUUAUCUAUAUUACACAUUUUAUCUUCCCCAGAUCGUGAUCGGGAAUUAUAUAUUAAUAAUCACUCAUCAGGUAUGGAAUCAGUCUGACCAUCUAUAGUGAUGAUUUUUCGAGACUACCGAAAAAUGUAAAAUUAUAAGAAACAAAUUUAAAAAUGUAUUUUUCAAUAUUUCAAGACGGGUGUUAUAAAUAAGUCGUUUAAAGUAUAAAUAUUUCAUACUCAUAAUUCUAAUACUCGUAAUGUACAGUAUUGAGAAAACGACGAGUUGAGUACCUACCUAACUGUUGGUACAUGUGACGCGAGGACGAUGGGCACACGGACACGGUGGACAUGUUAUUUUAUAUUCUUAGCGGAUCGAGAGAGCUGUCGGUUUUUACAAUGAUUAUUCGCGUUUGUUUUUUUUUGUAAACAUUUCACUCCGGGGAAGUAAAAAUAGUAGGUAGGUACAAAAUGUUUUAUGCAACACCACGCGUAGGUACGUAGGAAACAAAACACACGCUGCAGUGUUUAUAGUUUCUGGAAUUUCUAAGUACGGUUAAAAAAAUAAAUCGUCAAAACUGAUGGGAAAAGACGAAUAAAUGAAAGCAAUUGCCGCGGAUUGCCCAUAUUUAACCGAUAUAUGUCGCACGUUUUUGAGUAAGACUAGCGCACUGCUUGCAGGUAUAGUAAAAACGAUGAUAAUAUAAUGAAUUGUUGCAUUCAAAUCUGAAACAAUUAUAAACAACAUUAGUGUAUAUGCCAAUCAUUAUUUUAGAUCGAUUAGAAUAAUAAUUGUAGAGUCUAUGUAGUGCUUUAAUAGUUUGGAAAACUAUAAUAUGUUUUUUUUUGACCUUUCGUUUAUCCGAAAUUCGUAUGCAAACACUUCAUUUCAUCAUUAUCGUUUCAUCAUAAUAUUAUAAUCAGUUCGUUUCUUCUCUAGCGCAGGAUCUGUUUUUGUUUAAGACAUAUAAUAAUAUUAUGCAAUAACUGAAGAUAAUUUUAAUGCGUAUACGCGAUUUAGUUUUUUUUUUAAAGAAAACCGUGUGGAUAUUGUGUUCAUUAUUGGUCUUCACGGUGUAAAAUUAAUUAAUAUACAUCACCCGCCAUACAGUUGGAUUAAUAAUAAUAUGUGUAAUGAUUAGCCUAUUGGCACCAAUGUGUUAUUGAUAUAGAAUAAAGAUCUGUUGACAGAUCGAAGAGCAAUGGAGGAACUAAAAAAGGCGUUGAAACUCCAGGCGAGGCUAUACAACUCGGACACGGCCUUCGUCAGCAUAUCGACAUUGGACAUGGGUCGAAAGUAUCAAAUCACUGAUCUAUCCAAAGUCCAGUCGGCGUAUGGUUUGCGCAUAUUGGUCAGUCUCCAAGGAGAUCGGAGGAUAUUGAAAACAUACUUACCGAAAUCCAUCAAGUUGAGUGAUUCUUAUAUCGACGGUUUCAUCAAUCGGGACAGAAGGUCGGUUCUGUAUUUGAUUUACAAGGGUGUAAAAUCUAAUGGAGCGUAUAAAAUCGAUUUUGAAUGAUUCCGGUCCAUCGAGUUUAUUAAGAUUGUUUUGAAUUUUGUUAAUUUUUUUUUUUUGUGAAAAAUUAAAAUACACGAUGUAACAUAUUUUUUCAAUGUUCUAAAUACACUAUUGUAUAAUACUGAAUAUUAUAAUGUCGACGUAUAUAAGAUUAAUGUAUUAAUUAAUGUUUGUGUAUUGAUUAUACCUACUUCUCGUGCGGUGAAUAAUACAAUAUUGUAAUAAAUUACGAAAACUUUAAAUAGAAAGUUAAUUUUUUCUUGUU
Myzus persicae (green peach aphid) is the source of this 1841-nucleotide messenger RNA. RefSeq lists its product as uncharacterized. Lineage: Eukaryota; Metazoa; Arthropoda; Insecta; Hemiptera; Aphididae. The record is from RefSeq and is a predicted model, not a curated record. Bases 1259 to 1576 code for a protein of 105 amino acids. The transcript has 3 exons.